AAGCGUAACAUAAAAAUCCGGCUUGGUGGAUCGGCCUGCCGUUGGCGUUUUACACGCCGCUAGCGAGCCUGAUGAUCGUAAAUUGGCCCUGAACGCAACGGAAGAGGCUCCCUUCGUUCUUAAAGGGUGCGCGCUUAGGACCGUCGACAGCGCGGAUAUUGGGAGAGCCGCCGGACAGACCCUUCGCUGCGCUGUCCGGACGGACCGAAAUUUCCGAUGCCAGAUGAAGAGCUUCUUCGUCCGACGCUAUCGAACCAUUGCUGCAAAAGGAUGUCGUCGCUGCUGUUCGAGCCGAGCGAAGGGCGUUGCGGUAGCUGCACGCCACCGCCUUCGUCGCAGCAGAGCCACGGCUACCACCUGGCGGGGGGGCCGCAGGGUGGGGCGCCGCGCGUGCCGCCCUUUGCCCCGCAGCCCCACACGGGGGGUCAGCCGGGAGGAAUGCGCUCGCUGUCGGUCACGUCGGCUCACGUGCAACAGCAGCAGUCACAGCAACAGCCGGUGUCGACAGUCACGUGCAACGCGCACGAAGUGUGCCACUACUUUCAACAGGUUUUCUACGUGUCGGCCAUCCUUACCGGCAUCGCGCUGGUUAUUGCCGGCGCCAUCCAGACUGGAGCGCCAGAUGCCUCGCUGAACUCCGAGCUGCCCCCAAUGGGACCUGGGAUCGGCGAGCCACCAGACGGUGCAGUCGCCAGCGGCGACUUGCUUGUGUUUGUUUACAUCGGUGUGCUACUCAUCGGCGUCAACGUCUCACUGCUGCUGCUGCAAUGCUACAUGCGCAGCAAGGAGCUGCGACGAGCUCGGCGGUCAGCGAUGAUGCAGCCGCCUUCGAUUCCGCCCGCCACAGUGCACUACAAUCCCCUCGUGUCUGUCGGGCCACCGAGACAGGUGGCCAUGCCCUGUGCUGUGGACAUCGCAUCUGGCAUACACAGGCAGCAGCCACAGAUUCCAUCACCAGGAAAAGCCCAGCGUCGCGGCUAUGGCCCAGCGUCGGUCCACAGCGUCGCAACAGUGCCGGCAAUGCCCAGCGCCCAGGCCCACUGGCUGCUCACCCCAGGCUCCCGAGCGGCCACGGUCGCUGCCAGCCAGCCACCUCCGAGCUACGACAACCUCCUGGUGGUCGGUCACACACCGCGCGAAGUCGCCACGCUUCACCUCAUCUAGUCACUUUUUGGCACGCCUCACUUUGGCCAGCGUGUCCGGGCUCAACACUAUGUCCUCUGCAUUUAACUCUGUGCGAAAAGGGUGCACAUUCAUAGACAUGUUUUAGGUAACGCAACAGGACACAGACAGAACAGGAGGGAAUUGGUAAGGUAUGUCCGGCUUUUAGGAAGGACAUAGCUGCUUUCAGACAGCGUGACAAGGACAAAAAUAAGGGAACUGACAGGACAUGUCCUGUCAGGAUGUAAGCUGCUGUUACAUAGAGUGGCAGGGCAAGGACAUUAAAAGAGAGAAUUGACAGGACAAGUUCUGUCAGUUUCGUCUUGUCCUUGUCUUGUCCUGCUACAUGAAAUCAGCUGUGUCUUAUCUAGAAGCAGGGCACGUUCUGUAGAACAUAGCUGCUUUUAUGCAGCACAACAAGACAAGUAUGAAACUGACAGGACGUGUCCUGUUCUUUUCUUCUUUGUCCUUGUCGACUGCCUAUAUGCAGCUAUAAAUCCACUCUAGCGCACCCUCCUCUCUGUCCUGUUGUAGGGUGCACAUCAGUCAAGUUUUUCUCGAAUGUCUCCCUUCUCGAAAUGGCCUCAAGAAGGAGUCUCGACGGAGGAAGGAAUUUCUCAUCGUCUCACAGUCGAGCUUUCCGCUACAGUGCGCUCAACUUGUAUGAAUGGCGCUCAUAACGACUACCGUUCAUAACGAUGGGCACACGUCGGUCCCAUUUUUGACGUGUUCAAAUUCUUUAAACAAUCUAAAAUUUUUAAGAAGUCAUAGGCAAAGAGUGGAAAUUUACGACAUCAUCUUGUGUUUGCUGCUAUGGUGUGGUUUACCUUAAACAGUUGCACUUACAGCGAUAACCUGCAUAAUGAUUAUCACACAAGCACUUGAGUUCUUGAAACAGCCUAAAAGGAGGAAGAAAAGUCUUUGUCAAGGGGUGGAACUUGACUGCAUUACCUCACAGCUUUUUAGCUUUCUGCCUUCAUGCGGUCAACUUACGAUAAUAGCUCUUAUAGCGAUUACUGCUUGUAUGAAUAGGCAUUUUAUAUGUACUGCAUUAUGUAUUGAAGGUAUGUAAGGUCGGCCCAGGUACAAUGCUGUACACCGAUAACGAUCAAAUUUUAUGGCUUUUUUAUUGGUGUUACCAGUAUACUGCUUCAUAUUCACAGUCCGGCAAUGAAUUGCUAAAGUUGAAGACUUACUUCAGCUAAGUUACUUUCUGUGAGGUUAUAUCUUUUGUGUUCAUUACAUUGUACACCCUCUUGUAUGCCAGCGCUUGCCCCGCUAGAUUGUCCUACACUCCGUUUUAUAUGUAGCAGGCAAUGCUACGAAGAUUAAAUAUACAGUAAAGCCUCGUUAUAACGAAUUUGAAGGGGAAGUCAGAAUUACUUUAUUAUAUUCAUUACUUUGUUAUGCCCAUUAUUGCAUGUACUGCACUAUGAAUCUCUAUGACGAUUUUAAGGGUAAUUUCACUUAGUUAUAUCCAUUGUUUCGUUAUGUCCUGUUUAGUUAUAACAAGGUCUGACUCUACUUCUCUAUAGGGAUGUGCAAAUACAGUUAUAGAUUGAUGUGACAAACUUCAAUAUAAUGAAAUCAUCAAUAUAACAAAGUAUUUAAGUUUUUUAGCUUUGCUGCCUAAUUUGCAUGAAGCAUUAUGUAUCUUUAACCUCAAUAUAACAAAGCCUGUUUAUUCGCGAUUUCAAUAUAACAAAACUUCACUGCUGCCAUAAAGACAAUAAUUUGGCAGGCCGCCUAAUGCAGCAGGACUGAAACUGGUUCAAGAACGUGCAGGAGUGGUUCAAAACUGAGAAAAUAUGGUAACUAAGCUUAGUGUUGCUCUCAGAGUUACAAGUUUCUUGCGCUCAUCUUACAAUGUGUUCUAGAAGUGGGAAAGUCAUGCUUUCUAGUCCUACGUUAGGAGUCUCGAGAAUUUGUGUUUCUGUCAAUGAGAAAAGCAGCUAGCUUUGAAAACGGACAGGACAGGCCCUGUCGUGUCCAUUUUCAGUCGUCCUGUCAUCUGCGCCGUUUCGCCAUAAUUUAUUUAAACCAACUAGUCCAGCUCAGAAUGGUUGCGCAGAAAAUACAUGCUGAGGAGACACUUACUGCUUGUGGGCAAUCAAAUUCAAUAGUUUAUGAGUCGCAAGGACUAGGCUGAAUAUUUCUGCUGCCUGGUGUUCAUAUUUCCCAACCUGUACUACGUUCAAACCUCAAUUUAACAAGGUGCUUUAACGGGCAGGUUCACAGAGCCUAAUGCGUUGAAAGCCUCUGAGCAAUUACGGUGAACUCAAUAUCUCACUCAUUCAAUGAAGUUUUGUGUGGGAAAUAUGGGGAAAGAAACAGGUCGCAGUAGUACUGUUGUGUUCAGAGUGCCUCGAAAAUUGUUUACUUAUUCCUACAGUAAACCAAUUGGCACGACAGUUUGAACUGAACAUCACCUGAACUGUAGAGCAGGUCUGGCGACGCUUGCCAGCUCCUGCACCACAGCAGUUUUGGUGAUGCUAUCACAUUGCUUCAGUGGUAUAAUGCUGUUCAUUUGUAACAAAUUUAGCCAAAAGGAAUGUCUGUUGCAGCUGGCCUUUAAGUGUUUUUGAUUUAACAAAGUUUUCGAUUUAAAGAAAUAAUUCCGUGGUCUCACUGACUUCAUUGAGUCAUGGUUUAACCAUGGUAUCUCUGAUCGUUGUAGCGCUGUACAGAUUUGCUGUCUACGGCUUAAACUGCUCGGAAACUCAACAUUUUUCUCAAAUCUAGCAGUUCACAAACUUUUUACAUUAACUGUACAAUGUUUUCAUCUGUCCCAUCCCGUAAUUAUUGUUUACUACAGCUUGACCGCAACGUGACGUUGUCGUGGGAAGUUCAGUCAUAUUACUGAGAGUCCAAUAGGUGGCAAAAAGAAAAUGACCAACGUGUGUCAUUCGCUGCUUUGCAGUCCUUGCAGGGCUGACGUGCAAUAAAAUAUUUUCGCGAUUUUUCUGCCGACAUCGAGGUAGCUUGUGCGGUGAGUGCUGUCAUAGCUUUCUCGUUGUAUAACUUUCUCCCAUUGUAGAUGCUCACCCGCACCGACGAGACACAUGGCACUCGCUUCUUGUGGUUGAGCCUUUAAACCGUACUUUGAGUUCUUUACUGUGACCUGGUGGCUGAGUGGCCCCUCUUGCCUCGUACAGAUUGCUCAUUUUCUAUGUCAGUUUCUUUGUGAUAUCACUUUUUUUUUUGUCUGUGCUGAGACGUAAUGAUCUGAACCUUUCUUUACUGGAUGAACUCGACUCAAACGCUCAAGCGGGCAAUUGUGUUCCUGUUACAAGUUUUGUUCCAAGUGCUGGCAGUAGUUUUCUUUGAUGUGUGCAACAAUGUUGAAUUCUGUACCUGAAUGCAGAUUUUCUUUUUAUACAGUGCGUUGAAUGUGCAGUGUCGAUGCAGCUUUUUUACUCGGUGCAUUCGAUGAGGAGGUGCUUCGUUUAUGUUUGCCGUGCUGUAUUUCUGCUAGCGGGCUUCUACCGUUCCCUCCCUUGCAUCUAGUCUUUUAGGUUCUCUUUUUUACAGUUGGCCACAAAAGUUUACGGGACACGGGAUGUGUGAAAAAAAAACCAUUCCCUAUGAAGGAUGAGGGCAUAGCCACAAAUUAAAUGUUUCAGUCUGUAGUAGCCUUCGAGACCUACACAGUGAACCAUAAACCUUUUUUUUUUCCCUUUAAGGACUGCCUUGAGACACAGUAAUAAGACCAUAAAAAUGAAUGUAACCUCACAUCGUGCAGAAAGUCCAGUAAAACUCUGUGAUGACCGUCAUCCUGACUCCUCUUGCUGCAGUCAGCAUGCCGGUCACUGCUGAAGCUAGGCCAUCUGAGCAAUGACACCCAGACGUGUCACGUGCCAGGGCAAGUCCACAGGAGAUGGUGCACUUCGACUUCUUGUGCCAGAGUCGUAAAGUUGGGGCAGGUGGCGUGGUCCUUGGUUAAAGCCCUCACACUUGCAGGCGACAGCACAAGUGAGGGCUGUCCCAACCUACAUCUUCCUCAGGGAAACUUCCUUCAGCCUUGUGAGUUUGCUGGGUCAUCAUCAUCACCAGCCUAUAUUUAUCUCCACUGCAGGACGAAGGCAAUGAUUGUACACUUUUCUUUUCAACGACAGCAGUAAGCUCCCAGUCAGGAUUUAGCAAUGCCUUCCGUAUGCACUCCAACCCAAUUUUAUUCGUCUGUAAAUUUCUUUCUCAUGAUCAGGGUCCCCUGUGAGUAAUUGACCUAGAUAAACGUACUCCUUUACAUAGGAGCUGACUGGCGAUCGUGAAUUCUUGUUGCUGGGUAGGACUCAUUAAAUUUGAAGCACCUCGCCUUAACAGGGCAGAAGUUCACAUUUGUUGUGGAACACGUGCACCGUAAGCUUUUGUGGAUGACUGUUCAUUCAUCGCUGUUGUAUGUACAUUUUAUCACUUACAUGAUGCUGUUCCUGGUCGGGGCCAUUCUCUUAAGUGGGGUAUGCCUCUUUUAGUCACUAAGUGGUCCGAGAUUGCUGUUUGUUGAACGAGCAGUGAGAUUUUCUUGCUUUAUUUCAAAUUUUAUUGAAAGAAAUACCGCUAGUGAAUAACUGCACAAGCAAGCUCUCUCUCUCUCUGCUUCUGUAUCACAAAGCCUUCAGAAAGAGCUUGGCCAGCACGUUCACUGCGACACUUUGUGCACAAGCCAACGAAAACAACUUUUUGAGUGUUUGUGUGUGUGAAUGCACGUAACCCUAAAAACGAGCUUUCUCACGGCGCCCGCGGCGUCUGUGGCGACCACGCGACAUGCCUCUGAGGUCUUUUUCCAGUGCUGCAUUACAAGAAGAUGUCGCACGGUUUUGCUCAAAAGACAGUUCUAUAGUUUUACGGGAUGGUCAUUUGUUCUCGAGAGUCCGUUAAAUAGUUUUAGCUUUUCCGUAAUCGUAGUCGAGUUUUUAACGGAAUACCGAAACGCUGGAGAUAUCGACGUACGCAGCUGUGCUGGUGGCGCCAUCUUGUGAAACAGAUGUGAACCACAGCAUGGAGAGCUUUAUUUGGGGCAACCAUGUGCAAAGUUUCUUCUGGUGCAAGCGCAUCAUCAGCAACACUCAUCAGUGUACACGGGAUUUAUAUUUUUUUUUCCUUCUGCAAGAACAAUGACACACAGCAAAUAACUUUUUAACAAUUUGUGGCACUGCCAACGUUACUCCUGCCAUUGGCAUCUUCAUUGUCCCGUUAUCCUAUAAACUGUAGUGCAUUUAUGGAACAGGUUAAAAUCUGGCUCUCUUUUCACAUAUUUGGCUUCCGAUAAGUGUGAGAGAAACCAGGAUUUGCCUCACUACAUACACUCUUCAACGAAUGAAACGGGGUAACUACAGAGCACGCCCUUCCGUAUGUUCUGCACCAUUUCAAGUGCACACGUCUUGGGCAAAGUUAAAAACUUGCAAAUUUCACAAACACCUCCGUGCGUUUCACUUUACUCUCAGCGAACUGCUUCUCUGAACACAAUGACACAGUGUAAAACGUGGUGAAGGCUGUGCAUGACAUUUUUCAACUUAAAUAAACAUGCACCAUGGACAAAACAUUGCGAGAUUAGAUAGCCUCAAGAUGCAGUUAUCUCAAAGAUGAAGUUCCUGUGGUAGGCUGAGGUAAAUAUACUCGUCAUGCUGAAGAAUGACAUGAUGCUGCUGUGUUUGUCACUCUGUUUUGACAACGUCUUGCAGACAACAUAUCCGACUGCAGCAGAUAUCAGCAAAUGGGGUGCAAACAAAAUUUACGACGCUGAAAAGCUGCAUGAAGGUUGGAUAGACUUCAGGUGUCGUUAUUUCAAAUGUCUAAGUCCUCACACCCAGCAUAUCUGCGGCAUCCAAAGUAAACAUAUUUAUCUAUUCAACUACUGUCACAGCUGUGAGGUAUUACAGAGAGGAGUGGGAAUGUGAACCAAAAAAAAAAAGAGUACAUUUCGUCACAAGAGGUCAACUGCAGACUUGAACGACCAAGGUACUGUGAGGGAGAUAUGGUGGAGGUGGGCAGGCGAUUCCAGUCAACACUGGUUUUUGGGGACAAAAGAACUCGUAGAAAAACUUGGUGUGACAGUUCGGCAUACCAACUUUGAGGUACUGAUCAGCGCACAAUGAUACGUAAUGAGGGAUGGAAAAAAUAAGAAUUGCUUUAAACAUAGUCAUCUCAAAGAAUAGUGUAGUGUAACACGUCACUAUUUCUCAGUAACUUCCUGCAAGCAACAUAUUUCAAGACAGACCUGUGAGCAAAUGGAAUGUACAAAAACUUGAGCAGCAGCGGUUGGUGAAUUCUACCUCAAUUGGGUUUGUUGUAUGCUUACACCUUUAACUAUCCAUUCUAUGGAUAUGGCAAAGUAUCAUGCCAUCAUGGGAACUAUGGAGCCAGCCGUGCCACGUUUUCUUGUCUUGCAGCACAAGGAAAUUGUCGCAGUGCGUUUCUCUCCUAUAUACACACCCCUGUUGAGCUUGUGAUGAAUUUCCACGUAAGAAAAACAACUGUUAUUUAUUGCUGCCUCAUUCGUCAUGUUCUUGUACAAACAUAUCAUUGUUUCAUUGUGUCUAUAGUAUGUGAACUGGUAUACGUCUGUUGCUUGCCAAAACCAGGGGAAUCCAUUUUUGGCCCUCCCCGUCUACGUACCAUUUUAUGAUAUACGUGCCGGGCGUGUCUGUGUAUUUCCAUUUCAUAUUGUUGGAGCAUUUGUUUAUAAACAUGUCCUACUGAA
Messenger RNA from Dermacentor silvarum, 7861 nucleotides. RefSeq lists its product as uncharacterized. Lineage: Eukaryota; Metazoa; Arthropoda; Arachnida; Ixodida; Ixodidae. The record is from RefSeq and is a predicted model, not a curated record. The coding region runs from base 217 to 1164 and encodes 315 amino acids. The transcript is spliced from 5 exons.